Molecule: messenger RNA, 972 nt
Organism: Castor canadensis (American beaver)
Lineage: Eukaryota; Metazoa; Chordata; Mammalia; Rodentia; Castoridae
Gene: Ppp1r35
Product: protein phosphatase 1 regulatory subunit 35
Biological process (GO): positive regulation of centriole elongation; negative regulation of phosphatase activity; positive regulation of cilium assembly
Cellular component (GO): centriole
Molecular function (GO): phosphatase binding
Source: RefSeq, a predicted model, not a curated record
UUUCCGGUGGUGGUCUCCUGGAGGGGCGGGGAAAAGGGCGUGAAGCUGUUUUAGGUGAACCCCUGGCUCCUCACCCUGCAACGCCGCACCACUGCAGUAACCCCAAGAUGAUGGGUUAUGGGGAGUCAGAGGUGGAGACCGUGGAAGGCGAAGAAGCCGUGGCGGCUCCCGGACCACCCCCAGAACCCCGAGCCCCAGAACCCCGAGCUCCAGUGCCCGAGCCCGGCCUAGACCUGAGCCUGAGCCCGCAGCCCGAGAGCCCAGAGCUGCGGAACAGCAGCCCUGGGCGGAGGAAGGGGCGAGCGGAGCGGCGGGGCGGGACCCGGAGGGGGCGGCAGGUCCGUUUCCACCUAGCGCCGCGCUCCCCUGUCCGGCCCGAGCCACUGCCGGCGGCCGCUGCCCUGAGUGAUCAGCUCGCGGAGCCGCAGGAGCUGGAGACGCCCGCGCAGCAGAGCAGCUUGGCCUUGAGCCUCGAGCUGCAAGCCGCGCGGGCCGCAGCCGCGGGCCAGUUUGAUGCGGCGAAGGCCGUGGAGGAGCAGCUGAGAAAGUCGUUCCAGACCCGCUGCGGCCUGGAGGAGAGCGUGACCGAGGGACUGAACGUGCCGCGCUCUAAGCGGCUCUUCCGGGACCUGGUGAGCCUGCAGGUGCCGGAGGAACAGGUUCUGAAUGCCGCGCUGCGGGAGAAGUUGGCGCUGCUGCCUCCGCCGCAGCUCCGAGCUCCGCCCCCCAAGGAGCCAUCUGGACCGGGGCCAGACAUGACCAUCCUGUGCGAUCCAGGCACGCUAUGUUACGAAACACCUCACCUGAUCCUGGAUGGGCUGCCCCCUCUCCGGCUUCAGCCCCGGCACCGCCCUUCGGAGGAUACUUUCCUUAUGCAUCGGACACUGAGGCGGUGGGAAGCGUAGACCUCAGAGCUCUCUGGAUUGCUAGUUUACAUUUGUAUGUUAAAACUGUUUUUCAAAAUAAAGUGGU